AUGCUCAAAUUUGUGGCAUUCCUAUCGAUUUUCGCUGCGCUGGGCUCGUCAAUCGAGCUAACCUUCGAACUUCCAGAUAAUGCGAAUCAGUGUUUCUACGAGGAUCUGAAAAAGGAUGUCGACACCGUUUUCGAGUUCCAGGUUGUAACUGGAGGACAUUAUGAUGUAGAUUUGAUUAUCGAAGAUCCAAAUGGAAAAGUUCUAUACAAAGAUACUAAAAAGCAAUAUGAUAGCAUCAACUUCAAAGCAGAAGUUGAAGGAACGUACAAAGCUUGCUUCUCAAAUGAGUUCUCCACAUUCUCCCACAAGAUCGUGUACAUGGAUUGGCAGUUUGGAGACCAAAAUGCGUUACACGCCGCUGUUACUCAAGGAGCUCAUGCUAUGACCCAAUUAGAGAAUUACGCCGUCGCUAUCGGAGAUAAAUUGAGAACGAUUGAUGAUUAUCAAACUCAUCAUCGUCUUCGAGAAGCCACUGGCCGUAAACGUGCAGAGGAGUUGAACGAGCGUGUUAUGAUCUGGUCCCUGGGACAAUCAGCUGUUGUAGUCUUCAUUGGAAUCGGCCAAGUUUUCCUGCUCAAAUCAUUCUUCAAUGACAAAAGAACUCGUUACUGA
Messenger RNA from Caenorhabditis briggsae, 612 nucleotides. Gene Ontology annotation, biological process: Golgi organization; intracellular protein transport; endoplasmic reticulum to Golgi vesicle-mediated transport. Gene Ontology annotation, cellular component: Golgi apparatus; endoplasmic reticulum-Golgi intermediate compartment; COPII-coated ER to Golgi transport vesicle. The transcript has 3 exons. Lineage: Eukaryota; Metazoa; Nematoda; Chromadorea; Rhabditida; Rhabditidae. The record is from RefSeq and is a predicted model, not a curated record. Bases 1 to 612 code for a protein of 203 amino acids.